AGAGAUUGUGCAAACACGUACAACUAAGUUAGAAAUUAGUUUAAAUUAUAAUAAUAAUUAGUACUUAUAUUCUGAAUUGUUCGCUAUGAGAGAAUUUAAAUACGACGUGGUACAACUUAUUCAAUGUGUCAGAGAUCGGCCGUGUCUUUGGGAUAAAUCGUUAGAAAACUACAAAGAUCGCGUUGAAAGGAGAGCGGCUUGGGAAGAAGUGUUCGGUAUCCUUGAUGAAGGCUACAAUGAAAUGAAUCGCGAAGAAAAGCGACUAAUGGGUGAACAUGUGCUCUGCAAAUGGACAAACAUUCGUGAUACUUUUACGAAAUCCCUCAAAACAAGAAUGGGUCGACCGAAAAAGAAGUAUAUUUUCUAUGAACAUUUGAAAUUCCUUUUAAAAAUGACAGGUGUAGAUUACAGCAAUUCAGAAUUCACCGCUGAAGAAGCCCAAACAUACAUGAAAGUGGAAAAAGACAGUCCAAAAGAAAGUAGCAGUAGAAAGAGGUCGAAAAAGUCGGUAUAUAAUGAGAAUGCAUCAUUUAAAAGUACACAAAGUUAUGAUAAAAGUAGUAGAGAAUAUUACCAAAGUGACAACGAAUUAAUAGAAAUAGAAGAAUCAAAUGAUCCUCGUAUUAUGAACGAGGAUGAAGCCUUCUUUGCCUCAUUAUUACCAACAGUUGUAAAAUAUUCUGAAGACGAAAGAUUAGAAUUCAGGAUAGAAGUAUUAUCGGUAAUGAGAAAAAUAAAGGAGAAGAGAAAAUGGUCCUCUGAAAGAAUGGAUUAGAGUUUGUGUAUUUUUGAAUUUGUUUAGGAAUUUUUUAAACAUAAAUGUAACGGAUAGCUUUAUGGAUAAGAUUUUUUAA
This is a messenger RNA of Colias croceus (clouded yellow), 854 nucleotides long. RefSeq lists its product as uncharacterized. Gene Ontology annotation, biological process: regulation of transcription by RNA polymerase II. The transcript has 2 exons. Gene Ontology annotation, molecular function: DNA binding. Lineage: Eukaryota; Metazoa; Arthropoda; Insecta; Lepidoptera; Pieridae. The coding region runs from base 86 to 775 and encodes 229 amino acids. Gene Ontology annotation, cellular component: nucleus; transcription regulator complex. The record is from RefSeq and is a predicted model, not a curated record.